Molecule: messenger RNA, 855 nt
Organism: Liolophura sinensis
Lineage: Eukaryota; Metazoa; Mollusca; Polyplacophora; Chitonida; Chitonidae
Product: homeobox protein SIX6-like
Exons: 2
Coding region: 1-855 (284 amino acids)
Biological process (GO): regulation of transcription by RNA polymerase II
Cellular component (GO): transcription regulator complex; nucleus
Molecular function (GO): RNA polymerase II cis-regulatory region sequence-specific DNA binding; DNA-binding transcription factor activity, RNA polymerase II-specific
Source: RefSeq, a predicted model, not a curated record
AUGUUUCAUCUGCCUAUGCUACAUUUUACGGCCAGCCAAGUGGCCCAAGUUUGUGAAACGCUAGAGGAGAGUGGGGAUAUAGAGCGUUUGGGACGGUUUCUGUGGUCGUUGCCGGUCAACCCUGCGGCCGUGGGUGCACUCAAUCAGCACGAGUCCGUACUCAAAGCUCGUGCUUCCGUUGCAUUUCACACCGGCAAUUUCAGGGACCUUUAUCAUAUCUUGGAAAAUCACAAAUUUGCCAAAGACGCUCAUGCCAGGCUGCAGGCGAUGUGGCUGGAGUCGCACUACCUGGAAGCCGAGCGGCUACGAGGGAGACCGCUGGGUCCCGUAGACAAGUAUCGAGUCAGGAAGAAGUUUCCCCUACCCAGAACGAUUUGGGACGGCGAGCAAAAGUCCCACUGCUUCAAAGAACGGACUCGAAAUCUUCUGAGAGAGUUCUAUCUAAAAGACCCUUAUCCGAACCCGACCAAAAAACGAGAGUUGGCCCAGGUGACAGGUCUUACCCCAACCCAGGUGGGUAACUGGUUCAAGAACCGCCGACAGAGAGACCGGGCUGCGGCCAGCAAGAACAGACUUCACCAGAGAUACCAGUCACAAUUUCAAAGUCCAUCUAAAUGUGACGACACUUCUGACGAAGAUAUCUGUCAACCUUUCGAAUCAAACCGAGGCUCACCGGAAACCAAUGAUCUACGAAACAGUGGCUGUCGAAGUGAAGCUAGCUCUCCUGCCUCGGACAAAGAUGCAGAAUGCGAAGAAGAUGAACGAACAUUAAAAUCAAAGGUGUUGAAUUUUGACAUGGACUAUGACAAGGACGAUUUUAUUGUCGUAGAUUCCCCAUGUCCACCGGAAUCAUAG